UAUUUGGUGGAUGCACCCGGGUGCUGGUUUGUUUACUUUUUAUUUUACAGCCUCAACUCUACCACCAGAUUUCUGAUCAGAAACAAUUCAAAACACUCAGUUUGUGCUGUUUUUUUUUUUCUUCCUUUGCUCUGUUUUUACUCAAGUCCAUCUGUUUACUUGCGAAUAUUUGUUUUUAUUUUUAUUUUUUAAGCAAACUAGCGCUGACGGGAGACAGAACGGAAAGUCAUGUCCACCGAGAGACCAACGUUGCCGUCGCUUUACUCUCCGCCGCCUUUCGCUGCCGCCGGAACCGGGGAGCCGGUGAGCAAACCCGUGUCAGACGUGGAAACGUUCAGGGUGUUCCUGAACGAGCGGCUGACGGCAGCUGUGGAGGACAUUCUGAGCGUGUUCGGGAAGACAGUGGCCCGGUACCAGGAGCAGAUAGACUUUCAGCAGCGGGAGCUGGACAACCUGCGGUCCGGGGAGGGCGACUGGAGCCGUGCUACAGAGCCUCUGCAGGACUCAUCCUGGAUAAAAAAGUGUCCUGAGCACCAAAGCCUUGACGUGCCGCUGUUUCAGACCGACUGUGUUCUGGAGAAAGAUCUCGACGCCUCUGCUGCUCCAAUUAAGUCAGAAGGCGUCGACGAGGACUGCGGACAGCCGGAAACACCCGAUCACUUUAAUUUAACGCACAAUCUGGAGGCAGCGAGUGAUGACCGAGUCAUCUGUGAGGAUUCUGACACAGAGAACAGCGAAGACGGUUGGCGAGAUGACGGCAACCUCUGGAAGUCAGAGGAGAUGGCUGAAAACAAAGAUCAGAGUUCCAGUUCCGAGCUACAGGGCUCCGCUGACCCGUGCCAGUUUAGCUGCCAUGUUUGUGGCAUUUCCUUCCAGAAGAUGGGUUACCUGAUCACCCACGCUUCCGUGCACCAGGAAAACUGCGGGGUUUGCGGAAAGCGCCUGGAACAAACCGAAAGCCUCAAGCUUCACCUGAAGGUCCACAGAGAGACGUCGUUCCGCUGCGGCGUCUGCGGGCAGAGCUUCACGCUGCGGGGGAACCUCCGCAUCCACAUGAGGAUCCACUCGGGCGAGCGGCCGCACAGCUGCAGCAUCUGCGGCAAGAGCUUCGGCAGGCGGGCGUCGCUGGUGCGCCACGUGCGCAGCCACACGGGCGAGAAGCCGUUCGCCUGCGUGUACUGCGGCCACAGCUUCACGGAGAAGGGCAACCUGACGGUCCACCUGCGGACGCACACAGGCGAGAGGCCGUACAGCUGCUCCAUGUGCGCCCGCAGCUUCAGCCAGCUGUCCAGCUUCUACAAACAUCCGUGUCAGAAGAAAGGCCUGGUCUGCGCCGCCAUCACCGCCACCUGACAGCUGCAGCACUUGAGUGGCUGGAGAACAGGGUUCCCUGUGAUGUACACUUGUUUUUUUUUUUUUUCCAAAGUAACAUUGUAUUACUUUUUAUUGCUGACUAGAACAAUUGUUAUUCUUUCCUGUUUCAGCAAAAAGACUUCCGCCGUUUUA
Molecule: messenger RNA, 1506 nt
Organism: Fundulus heteroclitus (mummichog)
Lineage: Eukaryota; Metazoa; Chordata; Actinopteri; Cyprinodontiformes; Fundulidae
Product: zinc finger protein 32
Exons: 2
Coding region: 229-1353 (374 amino acids)
Biological process (GO): regulation of transcription by RNA polymerase II
Cellular component (GO): nucleus
Molecular function (GO): RNA polymerase II cis-regulatory region sequence-specific DNA binding; DNA-binding transcription factor activity, RNA polymerase II-specific
Source: RefSeq, a predicted model, not a curated record